Molecule: messenger RNA, 297 nt
Organism: Castor canadensis (American beaver)
Lineage: Eukaryota; Metazoa; Chordata; Mammalia; Rodentia; Castoridae
Gene: Pate3
Product: prostate and testis expressed 3
Source: RefSeq, a predicted model, not a curated record
AUGAACAAACACUUCUUGCUGCUCUUCUCCCUCUUCUGCCUCAUUGUGGCAGUAACAUCACUGAUGUGCAUAACAUGCCACCUUCGUACACAGGCAGACCACUGUAGAAGAGGCUUUGGUGUGUGCUUUGCCGAGAAACAUGAGAAAUGCAUGAGCCUAAAUAUCUACCAAAAUCAUUCUCUUCAGUUAUCAUAUAUGGUGUGCCAGAAAUUCUGCAACAACUUGAGAUAUAACUUCAACAAUCGGACUUAUGUUCAUAAAUGCUGCAACUACAACUAUUGUAACUUCAGAAUCUAA